ACAAGUACAGGAUGGCAAGUUAACGGACCCUUCAAAACUCCUUUUCUCAGCUGCAACAUUUCCUUCAUGGCUCUACCUGCGGCAGGAGUCGCCCUGCCAAAGGAUGGUGGGAGGUCGGCGGGAAGACGGACCAGCAGCUGGAGUUAGAUGUUUGACACAUUUAAGUCAGCAAAGUGGUCACACGCUGUCUUUGGAGUUGUUGGAUUGCAGUCAAGAGUGCCUAAAAUACCUCGUUAAGCUCCUUAUGACACUCCUCUCUCCUAACACUGAACGCUGACCUCUGAGCCCGUCUGACCUGGACAUGAAGCCUGCGACUCGACUGUAUUAGCAAAUUAUGACGUCUUCUUUAUGACAGGAGGGUUUGACGCCUUGAGUUUGGUGUUUUUGUCAGCCAGAGCCACAAAUUUACAAAACUGAGCAGCAGGCAUCGAGGGUUCAAACACACAUGAUGUUGUCCAACGUACAGACUGUGAAGUCUCUUCGUGUGCAUUUGUGAUGUUGGGCUGUAUAAGUAAAAGUGACUUGAGGCAAAUGGAGAAUAAUGCAAAACAUCCAACCACAGAACAUCACUGGAUACAGCCGACAGUAACUUUUAAACCCUACCGUUGUUCUGGUGCCUUUAUCUUCACAAAUAAAUUAAAUGAAAGAAAAUCAGGACAUUUAUAAUAUUUCAGUUAUUUGUAUUUAAUGAAAAGGUGACGCCUUAACAAACCUCUUAGGAGAAACUUCAAGGACUCAAAAAGGCCAGUAAACAACCUGGAUCCAAGCUAAGAAGGAAAUAAUUAAUUGAAUGAGAUACUGAUUGGGAUUAUGACAGGAGAUUCCGAUGCAGCGCCUAGUGGUCCUAAACACUACUGCACCUUAACAAACUCCAGUUUUUGACCAUGUUUGCAGCCUUUUGGACGUGAGACACUUUCAGACCGGAGGACCGACAUGGCAGUCGGUAAGGUGACCUUCAGCAAAGCAGAGAGAGAGAAGCUAGCCGAGGUUCUCUGGCUGCUCAACUGGAUCUCCGUGGUGACCGGAGUGAUUCUCUUCAGCCUCGGCUUGUUCCUCAAAGUAGAGAUCCAGAAAUGGGCGGAGGUGAUGUCAGAACAUGGGACCUUCUACGUGCCACACAUGCUGAUCACCACGGGCCUGGCAGCCUGCUGCAUCAACUACCUCGGUGGGCAGAUCUGCCUGGACUGCGCCGACACCAACAAGUUCCUGCGCUGGAAGUUGGUGAUGAUGCCGUACAUCGUCUGCACCUUCUUCUUCACGUCCUGCGUCCUGGCCGGGGCGCUCAUGUGCUACAGCAUCCGCAGCCAGCUGGAGGAGUCCCUGUUCCUGGGCCUGAGGAACGCCAUGCGGUACUACAAGGACACGGACACGCCGGGCCGCUGCUACCUGAAGAGGACCGUGGACAUGCUGCAGAUCCAGUUCCAGUGCUGUGGGAACACUGGGUACCGGGACUGGUUCCAGAUCCAGUGGAUCAGCAGCCGCUACCUGGACAUGACCAACAGUGCCGUGGUGGACCGGCUGAGGAGUAACGUGGAGGGUAAGUAUCUGAUGGACGGUGUUCCCUUCAGCUGCUGCAGCACCUUCUCCCCUCGGCCCUGCAUCCAGCAGCACCUCAACAACCGAACGGCCCACUUGCACUACGACCAGCAGAGCCAGCAACAGAACUUGUGGAGGAGAGGCUGUCGACAGGCCCUGCUGGACCACUACACCGGCAUCAUGGAGUCCAUCGGCCUCACCGUGCUGCUCAUCUGGCUGUUUGAGCUGCUGGUUCUGACGGGUGUGCGCUACCUGCAGACGGCCAUGGAGAACGUUCUCCUGCUGGGCGAUCCGGACUUGGAGUCAUAUGGUUGGAUUCUGGAGAACAGUCUGGCAGAAAUGGCCCGGUCCAACUUUAACAUCAUCAAGAACCUGGGGAAGUGUUACCAGGUCGACGACGACCCCAACAUCAACGUCCCGACCGCCGCCGCAGAGCGUGAGGUGCCCUCCCAGCAGGUCCAGGUUCCUGUGACCAGCUAACAUCAUCAUGGACCACUGAAGUCAUCAACUGCUCUGAUGAUGCAUCCUCAGCUGGAUCCCUUCCAGGAUGCAGAGCGGCGAGAAUUCAGUGUUCGUCCUGAGGGAUAAGAACAAAAACUCGAUCCAGACAAGCUUGGACAGAUGUUUAAAGUCCAGCUGCUGAGUCCUCAGAGCUCUGCAGGUCUGAUGGACCACCAGCGUUUUCUGCCUUCAGAUGGUACGAGUGUAACCACAGCUUUUAAAAACAUCGAUGUACACCAACUGUUCAUUGUGGGGUCUUUUUUUUAAGUUUCUAAGAUGAGUAAUUUUUUGUACUCCAGAGUGCAUUACUCAGAAAAAGAAAACAUGACAUGGACAUUUUUAAAUGUCAUGAAAGCAGACUUGCAUUUAGUUUCUAACUGACCUUCUAAAGGUACAAAUCUGUAAAAAAGGGUGCUGUAUAAUAAAUAAACCAGAACAGUAAUUUACCUUUUUUUCCAUUUCUGAGGCUGUUGCUAAAAAAUGUCAUCAAGCACCAUAAAGACAAGAACGUUAACAGAGGCCUGCAGGGGACAAGAUAACUCACAGCUGGUUAACGGGUUAAAAAACUGGUUUAUCUCUACAUUGUCUUUUGUUUUGGCAGUCAGUUUGGACCGACUACGGUUCCCCUGCUGGGAGUCCAGAUGGUGACGUUGUAUGCUGUGUCUUAACCAUCAGGUGCUUUUCUUACCAUUAUCUGUAAUGAACAUUAGGCUAAGUCUUUUUUCAAAAGCAAAAAUGUCAAGAAUAGAGCAGUAGUAGCUUCUCAAAUGGAAAUGUUUUGUUUCCCCAGUUUUCUUUUUACACACUAAACACUAUUAAACACAAGUUAAGAAUGUCAGAUGUGUUAGCAAUGAAAAUAACUGCAGCCUCACAGUUCUUUGAUGGAAUAACAGAUCUUACAGAGGGUUUUCUGUUUGUUCAUUACAUGGCGCACAGAAAAAAGAAAACUAUUCAGCCGCUCUACACGUGGAGGCCACAUAAUGGAGAAUCAAAGUUCAUCUUGUGCAUUAGCGGAGCAAAUUCGUGACAAAUUUACUUAACAGCAUGAUUUGGAGGAAACCUGGGAUUAUUUCUUUGUUUCUCUGUAAAAACUCGAUGCCUUCAUCUGUUUUCUGUCUCUAUCUUCUUCCUCUGCUUCCUUCUGAAAUGUUUUCGACUGAGGUCUAUGUAGUAAUUCAGGUUGUUUUUACAGGGUUUGUAGGUGUUAGUUUAAACAUUUUGCAGAUUUUGAUUUAAAGAAACAGCGAGAACAAUGUGUUGAGGAGGACUUUUUGUUAAACAUACAACAUUUUAAACCUGUUCCAUGUCUGUGUGUCCGGAACAAAGAGGUCCAUGACUUGUUUAGACUAGCAUAGCACAAAGACUGGAAGCAGAAACUGUUCACCUAACUAAACUGAAAACAACAACAAAUAGGGUCAUUCCUAAAAUAUCCAACCAGCUGAGGUGUCAACAUGAUGCUGUGAUUUUCUCUCACUGUGAGUUUAUGUGCUUUAUUUUAAUUUUUCUCUUAAUAAAGCUCAUAUUUCUGAUUA
Amphiprion ocellaris (clown anemonefish) is the source of this 3569-nucleotide messenger RNA. RefSeq names its product photoreceptor outer segment membrane glycoprotein 2-like. The coding region runs from base 934 to 2016 and encodes 360 amino acids. Gene Ontology annotation, cellular component: membrane. The transcript has 4 exons. The record is from RefSeq and is a predicted model, not a curated record. Lineage: Eukaryota; Metazoa; Chordata; Actinopteri; Pomacentridae. Gene Ontology annotation, biological process: visual perception.